GUUCGGGGUAUUCUCUUCCAGCGCAUCACCGAUGAAUCAGCAGUAUUUUCAUCAAAAGUUUGAUGACUUUCAUAGCAGUGGCCCGAGACCACCCGUGCCCGGAGAGGAAAGCCGCCGAAAGAUGACAGAAGCGUCACACUCGGACCGAACACGGGACGGUUCGCCCCCGGCGUACGUUCGCUGGGCACAGAAACUUGCGUACCUGCUGGAGGAUGGUGACGGAGCCGAACUGUUCAAGCGAUACGUCGAGCUGGAGGGCGAGGAACCUUCGAAUCGGCUUAAAUUUUACUUCGCAUGCGAAGGCCUUAAGCAGCAAACCGAUUCGGACAAGGUAACGCAGCUGAUCGGUGCCAUCUAUCGGCGGUUUCUCAAGAAGGCACAGCCCGGUUCCGAGCUGUACGUGAACGAAUCGCUCCGCAACUUCAUCAAGGCCGGGUUAAAGAAUGAGCUGGAACUUACGCCGGACAUCUUCGAUCAGAUGCAGGCCGAUGUGGCGAACAUUAUUGCCGAAACGACCUAUCCGCACUUUCUGCAGUCCGAUCUUUAUCUGCAGUAUGUGCAGAACAUGCAGAGUUCGAGCAGCAGCAGCAGUGUGAUUGGAAGUGGCAGUAACUGCAGCCUGGCAGCGGCAGUGCCUUCCACAAGCGGUGGUGCUGGAUCGUCGGCGGCCGGUACCUCGCACGGUGGAGCUGGUGGUGGUAGUAGUAGUAGUGGUGCGGGUGCGGGUGCAUCCUGCUCACUUACUAGCAGCAGUUCCACAUCCGAGCUAUUUCUGCACAGUUCGUCCGCCCUGCCAACGGUGCACGAGGAUGCGGAGUUAGCGAAUGCCGAUUCGAUCGAGCAGCUGUACGGUGCUACCGGUCCGGGGUUGGACAGUCAUAUGGGGUUGGUUGCACCACCGCUUGUACCAUCUAGCGCGACCGCUUCGUCGUCCAACACGAAGGUUCCGAUGACGCUUACAAAGGAUGCACUGAUGGCAACGCAAAAACGUCGGCUAGAGAUGAGACCACCUGGUCCACGCGGAUACUCCGUGUACACCAACUAUGCAUCCUAUAAUCCGGUAUCGCGACGUGACUCAGAACUGGCCAGUCUGAGCUCCGGCCGUACCGAUUCCGAUACGAUGUCUCUUUCGAGCAUAUCCACUGAUGGACGGCCACAUUCACAACGAAAACAUCACCACCAUCACCAUUCGUCCAUUGAGCGAAGAAUGAUGCGUGAAAAUGCCUUAACCAACGAAGAAGUCGAUACGUUUUCGAUUAUCCCCCGAACCCAUCGGCAAACGCAGAAACAGCCCCCGCCAAUGGAGUUUGCCAAAAUUCUUAUCAAUAAGCUGGAGUGUGUAGCCCGCGAACAGGAGAAGGAUGAAGUGUUGUGUAAAAAGAUGCAGGAGGCUGAAAUAGCUGAUCGUUCGCAGAAUAAGGUGCUUGCUGAUGCGAUCCGACAGAAGCUGCAGGUGGACGACGAUAACGAUCAGGAUAUUCUUGAUCAGCAUGUGUCGAGGGUUUGGUCGGAUCUAACGCCAAGCCGAUCACCGGGCACAAUGUCACCCUGUCCACCGAACGUUAUCGGUUCUCGGUCACGUCGUCUCGAGCUGGCCGGAUUCGGAGCACAAUCUUCGAUGCGUCAUUCAAAAUCGAUGCCCGAAGGACAUCCGCUCAUGGGUCCACCGAUGCAACCACCGAUGCCAAUGCAAAUGUCUUCCGGCUCACGCAAGCUUAACAACAAAUGGCCCUCGAUCAAUACGGACAGUGGGAUCAGCCUGUUCUCCACCGAUACGCUGACAAAGCACGGCAGCAGCGGUGGCGGCAGUCGGGGAGAGCUUAGCCUCGGCAGCAGUUCGCGCCCAUUGUCACGCAACAUGCACGACAUGCAUACGGCAACUUUGCUGCAAGAAUCUAGCCGCCGUCUAGAGGAUGAAACGCGACGCUCGAAGCGAUAUCAGUACCCGCCUAGUGCAAUACAAAACAUGCCCUUACCACCGGUGCCGAUGUCGUCAAAUUCGGGCGGUUUCAGUAGCAACCUUCCACCGGCCAUGCCACCACCGCCAAUACCUGCCAAACCACUGCAAGCGCCGAAUGAGUUUACAAUCGUGGUGUACUCGUUCUGUGACGAGGAAGUCCCGUACCGGAUAAAGAUACCCGGUACGCAACCGCCGACGUUGAGGCAAUUCAAGGAUUAUCUACCGAAAAAGGGAAACUAUCGAUUCUUCUUCAAAACGCGCUGCGAAGACCUGGACAAUCCUGUCAUUCAGGAGGAGGUGAACAGCGAUAGCGAACCGUUGCCACUGUUUGAGGGCAAGGUGAUGGGUACCGUUAAGCCGUCGGAGUAGAUUUUCCUCACUGAAAAA
This is a messenger RNA of Anopheles maculipalpis, 2347 nucleotides long. RefSeq names its product axin (gene Axn). The record is from RefSeq and is a predicted model, not a curated record. Lineage: Eukaryota; Metazoa; Arthropoda; Insecta; Diptera; Culicidae. The coding region runs from base 32 to 2329 and encodes 765 amino acids. Gene Ontology annotation, biological process: negative regulation of canonical Wnt signaling pathway. The transcript has 9 exons.